AUGAUGAAUCCCCAACCACAACAGCAGCAGCAUCAACAAAUAAUGGCCAUGGCCAUGAAUCAGAAUCAAAUGAUUGGCAUGAGCCAAAUGAAUACGCAACCGCAGCAGCAGAUGGUGAAUCGGAGCUACGGGAAUUGGGCCCCACCGUUGCCACAACCACAAUUCCAUAACCCUAAACCUAACAUGAACCUUGUAGGUAUGAAACCACCCCCAUCUGUUACUUUCAAUAAGUCAACGACUCAAUUGCGGUCGGGUCCGAGGAGCAACUGGAAGGGGAAGAAGGUCGGUAAGCCGUACGACAAGAGGCGGAAUGACCAGCAGAAACCCUUGAUGCCUGGCUCUAGUACUGGUCCUCCUGGUAGUGCUUUUAAUGUCAACAGUGGCACUGGGAAUAAGAAUUUUAAUUAUAACCCUCCAACUUUGAAUGAAUUGCAGCAUCAGAAUAGGUUGAAGGCACGGAAAUUCUUCCCCAAAAAGAAUUUCAAUAAGAACAAUAACAUGAAUUUGACAAUGGGUAGUAAUAAUAAAAGGUUUGCUCCAUUUGCUCCAAGGAACACAACUUCUUUUCUAAUAAGGGCUAAGAAGAGUGGUGGGAUUGCACCUUUUGUUUCUCCUUGCCCAGUGACUCCUGCAGUUUUGCCAACUCCAAUUUUCUCCCCAUCACGGGAGGUUUUAGUGGAUAUGGCGAAGGAAGAGUGGGGUCUUGAUGGUUAUGGUUCAAUGAAGGGGUUGAUUCGGUUGAGAUCACCGGGCCAUGAAAUGGAGGUACAUGAAGAAGAGGAGGAAGAUGAGGGAGGGUCAAGCGAGAGUGAUGUGGAGGAGCAUGUUGAGGUUGAGAGGAGAUUAGACCAUGAUUUGAGUCGUUUUGAGAUGAUUUAUAAUCCGAAGAGUGUUGGUAUUGGUGGAGUGGAAUAUCAUAAUGUGUUAGAGAAUAAAAUGGAUGAUCAGGAUACACACAUUGCACAGUUGGAAGAAGAGAAUUUGAUUUUGAAGGAUAGGCUGUACUUGAUGGAGAGGGAGCUGGGGGAUUUGAGGAGGAGGUUGCAGGGUCUCGAGAGGCCGGGACUCAAAGUCGGGGGGGAGAUUAAUGAAGAGGUGAUGGAGAAUGACUCUGACAAUGAGAGCGUUAGUGAUGGGGAUGAGACCCAUUCCAUAGAGGAGCAUAAUGUGGAUUUGAACGAACAGGGAGGUGGGAGUUCUGAAGGGAAUGUCGAAUCAAAUGACAAUAAUGAAAGUGUAGAAGCAGCUACAAAACCUAAGCAAAAAAAUUUAGUGGAUGUUGAAGUGACAAUGGAAACAGAUCAGAUCAAGGAAAUUGCAGAUGUUGAAGUGAAGGAAGUGAAAAACAAUUAUGAAUUUGUUGCAGAGAACAUUGCAGAUGUUGAUGGGAAAGAAGAGACUAACAUUGAUGAGAACAAUCAGGAUAACUUAAUGAGUGUUGAGGCAUCUGAGCCUAUGACAGUAGGAGGAGAUGUUUGUAUGGAUGUGGAUCGGCAUGCAGCGGAUAAAGAGAUUACAUGGAAGUAUGUUGAGGAUUCGGGCAUUGGCAGAGGAAAUUAA
Fraxinus pennsylvanica is the source of this 1560-nucleotide messenger RNA. The record is from the annotation of a GenBank genome assembly. Lineage: Eukaryota; Viridiplantae; Streptophyta; Magnoliopsida; Lamiales; Oleaceae.